Messenger RNA from Thecamonas trahens ATCC 50062, 681 nucleotides. RefSeq lists its product as uncharacterized. Bases 1 to 681 code for a protein of 226 amino acids. The transcript has a single exon. Lineage: Eukaryota; Apusomonadida; Apusomonadidae. The record is from RefSeq and is a predicted model, not a curated record.
AUGAGCUUGCUCGCAUUCUCCUCCGGCUCCGCUACUCGGCACCCACUCACUCUCUUUUUCCUGCUCGACGCCGUCUGCCACAGGCUUGCUGUUGCGUUUGUUCUUGCCGCCCUAGUUGCGCUCGCGUCUGCCCAGGACUGGAAGGUGGACAAGGUGUACACUUCGAGCACCUGUGCCGACAACGACCAGAUCGGCGUUUCCGUCAACCAGAACCCGUUCUGCACUGCGUCCGACUGCGCCAAGAUCGGCCAGUCCAACUUUUACUCCAAGACCACCUGCGAGGCUGCCGCGCCUGCCGUCUCCAACUUCCCCUACAUCCUCCGCGUCUUCGACGAGACUGACCCCUCGUGCGACAUCUCCAACGUGACUUCGAUUGUGGCUUCGACCCGCCAGUGCGCCCCGCAGGUCGGCGGUACCUCGAACACCCUCACAAAGGUCGGCUCGAACAUUGAGGUUGCCGGCUGCUCCGGGACCAACUGCGGGCAGUGCGGCAGCGACAAGACCGCCUACCCUAUCGACACCUGCGGUGAGGUCAAGACCGGCGACACCGUCGAGGGCAACGGCUAUGCUAGCUACGUUGCUCCGGCCGGUACCUCGGCCGCCUCCUCGGUCUCCCCGACCGCCAGCAUCCUGGGCGCCCUCGUCCUCGCCGUCUCCGCCCUCUUUGCUAUCGUGGCCUAA